GUUCCUCCACCGCUACUCUCUCCUUCCUUUCUCCAUCCUCCAUUCUCCCUGCAUGCAUCGCUACCUCGACUCGGUUGUUUGUUCGAUAUAACAACAAGCGUGGACCACUUCGGUCAAAGGACGUGACGCCCCUUUUGCUCCGUUGUUCGGUUACGCUCUACUCUCGGCCUCGCCUCCGUGUGUGUUGCCUUCAACAAGACAAAGCUUGCCUUGUGUGUCUAGAACCGCAGACUCGACAGCUACCUUUUUGUUCACCCGCAAGCACGUUCUCGUGACGCUCGACAAUCAGCUACUAGCUCGGCCGCACCGCCCGAAGCCACCCGUCACGUCAAUCAACAAACCACCAGACGACGUAGCGACACAUUUAUUUCCCUGAACUUCUUCGACCCUUAUCUAUCGCUUUCUUUUGUCUUGUCAUUUGUCAUUCAACCAUCGUCUUUCAUCAUCACCUCGCUGCCUCGAGAGCCAAUUCCCUGUUGGCUUUUCUCCACUCAGUUCAACGGCCGAACACGGAGGUUGAGGAGUCAUCUCUUCACCCAUCCUGUUCUCUCGACCACACGACCACCUCCGGAUGUCAAGUACAAAGAUCAACAACCAGGUGCUGCAAUAGCCUUCGACCGGUUUUCUCGAGACCUGUUUGGAAUUGAGAGACUGCAAUUGCCCACCUGGCUGUGCUCGUGUCCUGAUAAAUACUCUACCUCCUCCUUCCUCUGGCCGCUCCAACAACAGGCCACUCCACGGUUUUCCUGCUCGCUCCUAACAGGGUUGUUGCUCGACUAUCGCCCCUCUUUCUCCACGCCUCGCCUCACUCCGAGUCAUCUAGUCGACCUACGCCCUCUGCCUGUCAAUAUACGCAGACAAGCACCAGCGUGUCACCACCCCCAACCACCUGGGUCCUCGUUCGGCUGACACGGAGCUUCGCCCAUCGUCGUCUCCGACAUCUCGCAACGCUACCCUACACACCUCGAUAUACAAACAACGUCACUCUUUUCGACUAUUUCUCUUUCGAUGCUCCUUUAGCGACACUAACUCCCUCAGGACCCUAGGUCCGAUACCUUGACGACCUCAAUACUGCAAUACUUGAUCUACUCCUUUUUUUUUCCUUUGUUUAACCAGCCGAUACAUCUUUUAUCUAUGAGCCUCUGAACGUUGACGACUUCGAUUUUCGUUUUGUUUUCCUGCUUCGCUCGUCUGCGAUACUUUACGACUGUACAUCUCUACUCAUCUCAAACUUCGCAUCCGCCUCUUCUCUCGAAACCGUCGUUUCUUGAUCAUUCAACCAGACAGAAUCGACAGUUCACCACUUCGUUCGUUCUUGACUGUACACUCCGAUAAACCGCCUCUUCCUGCUCGAACCAGCAACCAACAUAGACUGGAGCCACGGACCCGGGAAAAAGCUCUGCAAUUGUAUCAUCAAACGACCUACGAUAAUCCGCCUAUUUUCACAUCUAAUCUUCACGAUACCCCUUUCUACUUUCAGCGUAGAUCAGCCAUGGAAUGCCUGCGAGACAGGUUCGACACCGGUGUCGUCCUUGAGGGACGAUAUCAGACCAUCUCUCCUCUCAACCAUGGGUCCUUCGGCCUGGUAUUCAUGGCCAGGGAUCUCAAGACAGACGAGACCGUUGCCAUCAAGUGCUUGACCAAGAAGGCUGCAGCAGACGAGUAUGGCUUUGAUCUCGCCAUCGAUGACAAGUCAGAAGAGCGCAUGUUGCAUGCUCGUCUGGGCAGCCAUCCUAACAUUGUCAACCUCAUCGACAGCUUUGAGACCGAGGCACACCUCUACCUUGUCUUGGAAUUCUGCGGCCGUGGUGACCUCUACGAGGCCAUUCGUCACGGCUACGGGCCCUUGGAGACGGAGCACGUUCGGAACUUCAUGCUCGAGCUUGUCGACGCAGUGGACUACAUGCACUCUAAGGGUGUGUACCAUCGGGACAUCAAGCCGGAGAACAUCUUCCUCACCGAGUCUGGCUCGAUGAAGUUGGGUGAUUUUGGUCUUGCAACCACUGAGCGGUGGACUUAUGAGGCCACCGUUGGCAGUGAUCGUUACAUGUCUCCCGAGCAGUAUGACUCUGCUGGUGCUGGGUACUCGCCUGCCCAGGCUGACAUCUGGGCCAUUGGAAUCUGUCUGCUCAACAUCCUCUUUUCCCGCAACCCCUUCACCACCCCCACCGAGUCUGAUCCCCUCUUCCUUGAUUUCUCCCGGGAUAAGCAGUCGCUCUUCGAUGUCUUCCCGUCCAUGUCUCAGGACACGUACGAGGUCAUCGUAGAGUGCAUGAACAUGGACCCCAACAAGCGCUCGCUUGUUGGUGCUCGCCGUGCUCUCCGCCGUGUCGUCAGCUUCACCACCUUGGACGAGCAAUUGGAUGACUUCUGCUCGACUGACCGCAUGACCGUUGCAACCGCCAACCGCGAGCCUCUCCGCACUCCGUCUGUCCAGAGCCCACAAGUCGACAACGGUUCCUUCCCCUGGACCAAGGCUCUGCACACCACUGCACCGCAUGGUCUGCGGCAAUUGAGCAUGAUUCCAGACAACGAGAGCUAUACCGAGGACCUCUUCUCCAAGUCACAAGCAACGACUGCCGAUUGGCUCUCAGCGCAUGGACAGACGCCCUCAUCGCUCGACUCCAUCAUCAACUCAAGCCUGGGUGCUUCGAUCAACUCGAUGGCCCUGGACCGCACGCAAAAGUUUCAUUCAGGUGCCAAUGUCUCUCCCAUGGCUGGCUCUCUUCCCAUCAACAUGUCGAAGCCUAAGGUCCAGUCCUCAAUCUCGUUGGCCUUUGGACGCAAGGAAGGGUUCUCUAAGAGCUGGAGUGACAUGUGGGAGGAGGAUGAAGAAGAGGAAGAGAACGAACGUGCCCGCCUGCAGAACCUCCAAGAGCUCAACUCAAGGACUUGGAGUCACGACAGUAAGAUCAUUGAGGAGGAUGAUGAGGACACUCCCAGGAGGGGCCUCUCCCCUGUCACCAAGGCCACUCCAAUGUGUUCUGCUGAGAAGGUACCGUCGAUUGAGCACACCAUCGCCAAUAGCAUCGAUGAUGACCUCAUCGCGGACGGUUUCUUUUUCCAGGAUACCAAGGUUCAAUCCACUCCUCAAAAGCCGAAAUGGCAACCCGAAUCAGCACCUCACCAUCAUUCUCGCUACUCGCCUCCCACCAAGCGCAGCCCAAUGGACAGUGACAAAUGGGCGGUGCUUGGCGAAAGACGUCGGGCUCACUCGUCAACCAAGAAGCCCGAUGUUGGGUUGAAAACGAUUCGUAAUCACCAGCAGACGGCCCCUGGUUUCUCUACGUUGGGACAUGAAGUUUGGGACCACUAUAAUUUUGGCCAGCAUCAGCACAAUCAGUCGACCCCUCAGAAAUCGACAGCUCAUCUCCAAAUGAGCAACAUGGCAUUCAACCACCAUGCGCAGCACUUUGGAGCGAGCAAGUGGAAUUUUGGCAAGGACCGUGCCAAAGAGUGCCCCAUGAAAAAGGGCAUGGACUCGAACUGGCGCCGUGACCGGCGUACAGGUUUCGAUGUCGAGUGGGUUGGUGGCUGGUAACCGACAGAUAUUCUCUGUCCACCAGCACCAAUGGUAGUUGGGCUAUCAUAUUUCUCUUUUCAUUCCAAAAAAAGGACGUUGGAAAAUGACGCUGCUGGCUUUAGGGAGUACACCGUUCUAGUGGGACAAAUGUGCUUCUUUCCCCAUACUUAUUUGUUAAAACUGUCCAAACUCAUACCCCAAAUCUCUACUCUACUUUACCUCUCUCUUUCGUCUGUUGGUUUUAGCCAGUCAAACGGCAGAAACCAUACAGGUACAAAAAACCCACACGACGGAAUUUUCUUCUUGGAUUUAUAUUGCGAAGGGCAAUGUCGAGGGAUCGGAAUUCUUGGAAUUGUCUCCCCAAUUGCAACGGAAGCCAGCAGCAGCACGUCUUGAUUUCACGGGGGUUUUUUUUUCUUUCUCUUGUUCUUCUGACGAGAUUAUGAGCAUAGCCCAGCUCGCUUCAUGUGUAUUAGAUACUACCCUGACUUAGAAAGUGUCAACAAAUACCAGAAGUUACCCACUCAAA
Molecule: messenger RNA, 4052 nt
Organism: Pyricularia oryzae 70-15
Lineage: Eukaryota; Fungi; Ascomycota; Sordariomycetes; Magnaporthales; Pyriculariaceae
Product: RAN protein kinase
Exons: 1
Coding region: 1493-3541 (682 amino acids)
Biological process (GO): peptidyl-serine phosphorylation; autophagy
Cellular component (GO): cytoplasm
Molecular function (GO): protein serine/threonine kinase activity; ATP binding
Source: RefSeq, a predicted model, not a curated record